This is a messenger RNA of Hydra vulgaris (swiftwater hydra), 4264 nucleotides long. RefSeq lists its product as uncharacterized. Lineage: Eukaryota; Metazoa; Cnidaria; Hydrozoa; Anthoathecata; Hydridae. Gene Ontology annotation, cellular component: cytosol. Gene Ontology annotation, molecular function: 5-oxoprolinase (ATP-hydrolyzing) activity. Gene Ontology annotation, biological process: glutathione metabolic process. The record is from RefSeq and is a predicted model, not a curated record.
ACCAAAGAAGGCCCUUUAAGCACUUUCAGAAAGGUACGUCAUUCAAGAUAUCAAUGUUAAACUAUUUAAGCAGUUUUUGUAAUUUCCAAGAAAAAGUUACACGUAGACUAAUAUAUAUAGUUACACGUCCAGACUAAUAUAUUGAUUUAUUUUAUGGAUAAAAAAUAAUAAAGUUCAAAUGAAGAUCUCCUGAGAAAGGCACCGAAGACUUCACAAGUAUGUCAUAGUUAAAGUAAUUUUCAUGCUGUUAAGUAGAAGAUAAUAUAGCAGAAAUUUUAAACCAAUACUUUAAAUUCUGGAAAAUCAGAGAAUGAUAAUCAAAAAUUUGAUGGAAGAAAGCACUUCAAGAAGAAUCUAAAUUAGAAUUUUAACUUAGAGUACAAACUAUUAGUUUUAUGACCUUCGUAUUUUUCCCCUGUAAUUUGGGUGAUGAAAAGAAUAAAUAAAUAAAAUAAAUAAGUUAAAAGUUGUAAAGUAAGUUUCAUUUGCUGCUAAGUUAAAGGUUGAAAUACUUUUCAUGCUGGUAAGAAUUGCUUUAAAUUGCUGCCCACCUUUUUGACAUAAGAAAGUAAAAAAGAAUAUGUGCAAAGAAUUUUACAAAACUAAAGACGAAUUAUUUGAAUCGUGGUCUAAAGAUGGAAUAGUUUUAAAUAAAGAUGACUUUUUAAAUCAUUAUCAAGAUCUUCUUCAUAAAAUUAACGUUAUUGACCAAAAUACAUUUCUUCAAGACGCUGAUAACGAUCAAAGAAAAGUUCAGUCUGAAAUAUUUGAAUCAUUUUCCAAAUCAAAUUCAUUAAAAAACUCUCUUACGAAAGAUGAGUUUUUUGAAUUUUACAAAGAAAAAUUAAAGGACUUGUUAAAAAUUCAUUAUGUGAUUGGAAUCGAUGUUGGUGGAACAAAUACUGAUUUGGUCAUUCUCAAGAUGCCAGAAGUAAAAAUAAUGAGUAAAUGUAAAGUCCCGACCACUGCUGACAUUAAAUCAGGAUUAAAAAACGGAAUAAUUACAGCUUUGAAAAAAGAUGUACAAGAAAAGACUCAAAAAGAAUUUGGAAAAUUCAAAGAAAUACAAAUAGAAAUGAUUUCUUCAAUUCUGAUAGGAACUACCGCUUUUGUUAAUUCGGUCAUUCAAAGAUCUGAAAAUUUGAAAAAAGUUCAAGUGAUUAGAAUUUCAGGACCGUCUACAACUUCUCUUUAUCCUUUUAUCGACUUUCCAAAUGAUUUGAGAGAAAGGAUUGAAGGUGAUUUUCAAUUCACAAAAGAAGAAUGUAAAAAUCUAAAACUUACAGAACCUAGUAAUAAAAACGAUAAAUGUAUAUAUUUGUCUGGAGGCUUUAAUCAUAAUGGCAGCUUUGAAUCAACUAAGUUCGAUGUAGAUCAAGUAAAGAAGGUAAUGUUUGAGCUGGUUAAACAUUACAGAAAUAAUAAAAUUUCUGUUUUAAAUAUUGCUGUAACUGGAGUUUUUGCUUCGGUUAACAAAGAGCAAGAAUUAAAAGUACAAAGAAUAGCGAGCAAAAUAUUUAACAAGGAAAAAAUUAGAUUCACUAUUUCUCUAAGUCAUAAAUUGGGCGGGCUUGGGUUAAUUGAAAGAGAAAAUGCUACAAUCAUAAAUGCAUCUUUAAGAGAAUACGCCUUUAAAACAGUUAAAUCUUUCACAAAAGCAUUUAAAGAACUUGGAUUCAAAAAUAAAUUUUAUUUUACGACAAAUGAUGGAACUUUAGCUUCCAGUGAUUAUAUUGAAAAAUUUCCAGUUUUUACAUUUUCCUCAGGACCAAUAAACUCUCUUCGAGGAGCUGGUUUUCUUGUUAGAGAGAAAAACUAUAUUGUUGCUGAUAUUGGAGGAACUACGUGCGAUGUAGGGGAAAUAAAAAAUUACUGUCCAACAGAAAGCAAAGCAUUUAUUAGUAUAGGUGGUAUAAGACUCAAUGCAAAAAUGAUAAACGUUAAGUCUAUUGGUCUUGGCGGAGGGAGUAAAAUAAAGUUUGAUAAUAGAUUUUGUAAGAUAGGACCAGAAUCAGUUGGUUAUAAAUUAACUACUGAAGAUGGAGGUCAAGCAUUUGGUGGAAUGUAUUUGACGACAACAGAUGUGGCUUUGAAACUCGGAUAUUGUAUCACAAAUUGUAAUUUUAAUUAUAUGAAAGUAGACAGUAUUAGAGCAUCAGAAGAAGAAUGUAUCCAAGCUAAAAAUGAAAUAUUAGUUUUAAUUAAAAAAUGCGUAGAAUCAGUUAAAACAAACUCUGCAAAUGUUCCUUUAGUUUUAGUUGGUGGAGGAAGUUGCAUUGUUCCAAUAAAAGAAUUGAAAAAAAAAUUAAAAGAUGUAGGAAUUUCUGAGGUUUAUUUGCCUCAUGAUUUUGAUGUAGCCAAUGCUAUUGGUGCGGCUAUCACUAAAAUUAGUGAAAAAAAUUCAACAAUUGUUGAUGGUGGAAGUAUAAAAAUUAAAAGUCAUAUAAAAAAAAAAUUAAUAUUUGAUGCAAUCGAAAAAGCUGUUAAACGUGGAGCAAUAAAGGAGUUUACAACAGUAACAGAGUUGACAGAAUCUCCAAUGGCAUACACUAAUGAUGGAUCACUGGAGUUAUUUGUGAAAGUUGUUGGAAGUCUUAAUCUAAGAUUGUUAAAAAAUAAUAGAGAAAAUCAAAAAAAAAUUAACAAUUUAGAGGAAAAUUCUAUGCAAAGCGAAAACCGAUGUUUUGAAGAAUCCUUCGAUUCGUACCUUACGGACGAAGAUAUAGUAGAAAACACCAAUAACGCCAGCGUAAUAAAUAUCGAAGCAGAACAUAUCGAAAAUACAGUAGAUUUUUUAAAAAAUACUGAAAUGAUUGCAGUUCCUGACUUAAAACGAAACGAGUGGAAUUUAUCGUUGCAAGAUAUAAAAUUCAUUGCACUUGGAGGAAGUAUAUUAGGAAGCGGAGGAGGUGGAUCUCCCUACAUGUUCUUCUUAAUUUGUAAAGACCUCUUGGAGCAAGGAAAGAAAAUUAGAGUCAUUUCUCCUUCUGAUAUGGAAGAAGAAGAUUUAGCUGUGCCUGUCGCUUUUUUUGGAGCCCCUAAUUGCAUAUUUGAAAAGUUAUGUAAUUUAAAAGAAAUAGUGAAUUCUUUCGAAGCUAUAAAAGGCUAUUAUAACAAUGAUAAAAAUAUAAAGUACGUAGUUUCAGCAGAAGUUGGAGGAUUAAAUUCUUUAGUUCCUUUAGCUUUAGCGGCUAUUUAUGGUAUUCCUGUAGUUGACGCUGAUUUAAUGGGUAGAGCUUUUCCUAAAGUUUCUAUGACUAUUCUAGCGAUAAAUAAUCAACAAGUUUUACCUAUAUCGUUAGCCGACGAUCAUGAUAAUGUCUUUGUUGUACCAAAAAUUCAUGAAAAUGAUCAAGAAGUGCUUGAGACCCAUUUUAGAAAUAUAUGUGGAUUAAUAAGCAAUACUGCAUCGAUUGCUUUAAGUCCCAUUAGUAAAGAUCAAGUUCAGAAUUUCGGUGUAAAGUAUUCGCUUAGCAAGUGUUGGCGUAUUGGAAGAUCCAUCCUCUCCGCUCGUAAAAAUCGUGAAGAUUUCAUGAAAGUUCUUGAAAAUGAAGAAAACGCGAGUUUGUUAAUAAAAGGGAAGAUUAUAGAAUGCAGAAGAGUAAUUGAAAAUGCGUAUAAUAUUGGGUUUGUAAUUAUUCAAGGAGAUUCUUUCGAUGAAAACGAUAAGACUUUUUACAACAAGUUCUACAGAAUUUGUAUUCAAAAUGAAAAUCUUUUAGCCCAAGAAGUUGAUAAAGUUAUAAAUAAUGAAACAAAAAUUGUUCAAUUUGUUCCAAAGUUUGGUGAAAAUCUUUGUUGCACACCAAACCUAAUUUCUAUUGUAGAUGUUGAUACCUUUGAUGCUAUUUUAUGCGAAGAUUUAAAAUUUGGAAUAAAAGUUCUUGUAUUUUCUAUGCCUUCACCUACUGGAUAUGAUAAUGAAAAAGCGUUAAAAGUUGUUGGACCACAAGGUUUCAAAUACCAAGGAAAAAAUGAAGAUUUGAAAAAUUGGUCACUAAAUCAAGAAUAUAAAAGGAUGAAAGGAGGAUAUGUUGUUCGAGAGUCAUUAAUUACGAAAUAUGAAACAAAUUUUUAAUUUAUAUUUAUAAAAAAUUUUUAAAUAUUAGUUUUUUAAUAUUAUUUUUUCUUACAAGUAUUAAUAGUAUUUUUCUUUCAUUGUAUUAUAUAGUAAACUCUGUUACAGUAGAAUUCUUUUAGGAGUUUUUUAGGAGAUAAAUUUUUUAGGGAGUUUUUUUAAGUAAUAAAAUUUAAAGUAAUAAUA